Messenger RNA from Paramecium sonneborni, 2043 nucleotides. The record is from the annotation of a GenBank genome assembly. NCBI's taxonomy places the organism in Eukaryota, Ciliophora, Oligohymenophorea, Peniculida, Parameciidae.
AUGAAUGAAAUAGAAGAGUAGGAAAAAUAGUUAUAUUAUCUUUAAAGAUAGAAGAUAUCAUAAUAGGAUAAACAAUUGCUUAUGAAGGAUUAAUUAAUUUAAGAGUUACAAAGCAAAUAUAAAAAUCUAUAUGAUGAUUAUUAACAUAAUUUAAGGGUAAUAAAGGAUAGGGAUGAUGAAUUAGAUGAAAUUACGGAGAAGCUUUUAACUUUAAAACAAUAGAAUGAUAAGUAAUUGAAUGAAUACAUUGAAUUGGAGGCAGAAUAACAUAGAAAGUAAGAGGAGUGGAAAUUAUAACGGGAUAAUUUGAAAUCUAAGAAUGAUGAUUAGAGAAAAGAAAUUAAAUAUUUAAAGCGUAUUCAUGAAGAAGAGAUUAAUUAGUUCUAGAGUAAAUACAGAUAAACUCUUAAUCAAUUAGAAUAAUUGAAAAAUGAAAAAUUAUAUUUUAAAAAUCAAUAAGAUCAAUUAGAUGAUUAGAAAGAGUAGAUUACUUAAUUACUUUAGAAAUUAAAUGAUUAAAAGAGUUUAAUAUUGAAAUUGGAAUAGGCUUCAGAAUAACAUAUACAAAUUAAUAAUGAAAAUACACAAUUACAAUAGAAACUUAAUUUAUAAAAAUAAUAAUUUAAUGAGUAAAUUAUUGAAUUCUAAAAUGAUAAUUAAUUAUUGAAAUUGAAAAUUUAACAAUAAUCAUAAAUUAUUGAUUAAAUAAAAAGAGAUCAUGAUGAUUAAUAGGGUUAAGAUUCGAUCAAUUAAAAUAAAUUAUAAUAAAAGAUUAUUUAAUUGUAAUAAGAAAAGCAGGAGUUAGAAUAUAAAUUAUUAGAAAUGAAAUAAAAAAAAAAAACUAAAUAAAAAUUGUUGAAAGAACAAAUAUAAUAAUAAUUGAAAUCAAUUUAAAGUUAAUCAGAAGAUAAAAUUAGAAAAUUAGAAUAUUAGUUAUAAUAGUAUUUAAUUGAGAAUGAGAAAUUAUAAAUAUAAGAAGCAAAUUCAAAAGAGAAAUGUUAAGAAAUAGAAUCAAAACUAAAUAGAUUAAUUUUUGAUAAUGAAUAAAGGGUUUAAUAAUUGAUAAAAAAUAAUGAAUUGGAUAAAAAACAGUAGAAAAAUGAUAUGGAUUUAAAAAUAUAUCAAAUAAAUUAAUUGAAUGAUGAAAUAUAAAAUUUAAAAUAGACAAUCAAUGAAUCAAAUAAAUUAUUAGAUAAUAUGGCAGCAAAAAUAUAGGAAUUAAAAAAUGAGAAUAAUAUAUUAAUAGAAGAAGUAGUUAAUUUAAGAAAAAAUAAUAAUAAUAUAAAUAAUACAAAUAAAAAACCAUAAUUAUAAUAAUCGAAUCCAUCAAAUAAGAAGCCAAUUUAAUAAUAAUAAUAAUAACAAAAAACAAAAUUUUUAGAUGAAGAGGAAGAAGUAGAGUCAGUUGAAAAACUUCUUUUUAGUGGUGAUGAAGGUCCCGUAUCUAGUUUACUUUAGAAAGGAUCUUUAUAAUAGUAGAUAAAAUAAUCAAAGUAAUCUAUAUCAAAACAUCAUCGUAAUUUAGAAUAAGAAAAUGCUUAAUUAAAAUUAUUUGUAAAAGAUAUGCAUUAAACAAUGGAAAAUACUAAAGAUUAAUUGUUGUUAAAAGUUUAAGAAUUGAAUAUUUAAAAAUAAGAAUGUUAUUAAGCUAAAGAGAAAAUAUAAUCUCUAUAACAAGAAAUAUUGAAAUAUAAGGAAUAAAUUUUAUAUCUUUAAGCAUAAAUUAAAAAUAAUGAAGAUUUAGAAAGUGUUACAAGUGAAUUUAAAUAAUAGAUAGAUAAUUUAAGUAAAAAACUGUAGAAUUCGAAGGAAGUUAUUAUUAAGUUAAAAUAAGAAAGAGAAAAAUUAUUGGAUAUAACAAAUGAACUGAAUUAAAAAUUGAAGGAUUCAGAUAAUCAAGAAGAUUUAAUACACAUGUAAACUGAAAUAAAAUACUUAUAAAAUUAAAUUAAGUAGUUGUAAUUAUAAAAUGAAAUUCCAAUAAAUUAAAAAUCACAAUUACCAAAUCUUAGUGAGAUUCAGAAUUAAUUGUUUGUGAAAUGA